UUCUUUUUCCCCUCCCUUUUCUUUUCUUGCAGCAUCUGCCAAGCAUCUUUUCUUUUCCCACUUUUCUGUUCUUUACUCUCACUCUCCUCAUUCUUUACCUGCUUGGUUGAAAUUUGUUGGCUUUCUUUCCUUGUGAUGCCCUAUUUCCCCUGCCUUCUUCAGCUGCAAUCCAUGCCGGUUUCGUGAGGGGUUUUUUAAUCCGCCUGGCAUUGUUUGUUUGAUCAGAAAGUUGAAUUCCUUUCUUCUGUUGAGCUUUCUUGUUAUUUUAGUAGUCGGAUUGCUUCUUUAUAGCCUCCUUAAUCUCCUCCAAGCUGUUUAUCUGCCGAAUUCUCUGCUGAUCUUUGCUGGGUUGUCUUGUUUGAUAUCAAGAUUUGAGGUUCAGUUCCGGUGUGAUAUUUUCUUUCCCUGUUGAGCUUUAGAUUCCCUGAAUUUGUGAUUUUAUUUUGUCUUUCUAUUUCGUUUCCUUUCAAUGGUUUAACUAUCUGAGAUUUCUUGAUACCAAGCUCCGAACUUUUGUUCUUUCUACUCCUUUUCACUUGGUCUCUGUAACUCCAUUGUAAUUGGGUCUCUGUUUCCAUGGGAAUUUGUCAUGGAAAACCCAUUCAGCACUCACAAACCCAACUUGAAAACCCUACGAGCCCUGAAAGGGAUGAGCCAGCUUUGAAUUCCCAAACUGGGAAAUCACUAAACUUCCCCUUUUAUAGCCCCAGCCCCUUGCCAAGUGGAUUCAAGAACUCACCUGCCAAUUCCAGUGUCAGUUCUACCCCUCUGCGCUUCUUUAAGCGCCCAUUUCCCCCGCCUUCGCCGGCGAAGCACAUUCGCGCAUUGCUCGCACGCCGGCAUGGCUCAGUCAAGCCUAAUGAGGCCUCUAUUCCAGAGGGAAGUGAAAUUGAGUUGGGUUUGGACAAGAAUUUUGGGUACUCAAAGCAAUUCAUGGCUCAUUAUGAGAUGGGAGAAGAGGUUGGCCGGGGGCAUUUUGGAUAUACUUGUUCAGCUAAGGGAAAGAGAGGGAGCUUAAAGGGGCAGGAUGUGGCUGUCAAGGUUAUCCCAAAAUCCAAGAUGACUACAGCAAUUGCCAUUGAAGAUGUGCGAAGAGAAGUGAAAAUAUUACGGGCUUUAACAGGGCAUAGGAACCUAGUGCAAUUCUAUGACUCCUAUGAAGAUGAUGACAAUGUUUAUGCAGUGAUGGAGUUAUGCAAAGGAGGUGAAUUAUUAGAUCGGAUAUUAUCCAGGGGUGGAAAAUACUCAGAAGAAGAUGCAAAGGCUGUUAUUGUCCAAAUUUUGAGUGUGGUUGCCUACUGUCAUCUACAAGGCGUAGUUCACCGCGAUCUCAAGCCUGAGAAUUUUCUCUUCACUACCAAAGAUGAACAUUCUCCACUGAAGGCAAUUGACUUUGGACUCUCUGAUUAUGUAAAGCCAGAUGAGAGGCUGAAUGAUAUUGUAGGAAGUGCAUAUUAUGUUGCUCCAGAAGUUCUGCACAGAUCAUACGGAACAGAAGCAGAUAUGUGGAGUAUAGGCGUAAUUGCUUAUAUUCUUCUAUGUGGAAGUCGUCCCUUUUGGGCCAGGACAGAAUCUGGUAUAUUUCGGGCUGUGCUUAAAGCAGACCCUAGCUUUGAUGAAGCCCCUUGGCCUUCAUUGUCUUCCAAUGCCAUAGACUUUGUGAAGAGAUUAUUGAACAAGGAUUACCGCAAGAGGCUAACAGCUGCUCAAGCACUCAGUCAUCCAUGGCUGGCAAAUUAUCAUGAUGUCAAGAUUCCCCUGGAUAUGAUAAUAUACAAGCUUGUGAAAGCCUACAUAUGUUCUUCCUCACUAAGGAAAGCAGCUUUGGGGGCCCUUGCAAGGACACUUACUGUGCCCCAGCUCGCUUACUUCCGUGAACAAUUUGCUCUGCUAGGACCAAACAAAAGUGGGUUCAUCUCUCUGCAAAACUUUAAAACGGCUGCAACGAAGAACUCCACUGAUGCCAUGAAGGAUUCACGGGUUUCCGAUUAUGCUUACACGGUGAGCACUCUCCAAUAUAGAAAAUUAGAUUUUGAGGAAUUUUGUGCUGCAGCCAUUAGCGUGCAUCAGCUAGAAGGAAUGGAAAGCUGGGAGCAGCACGCUCACUCUGCCUAUGAACUUUUUGAGAAGGAUGGUAAUAGGCCUAUUAUGAUAGAGGAGCUGGCCUCGGAACUUGGACUUAGUCCAUCAGUACCAGUUCACGUGGUUCUCCAAGACUGGAUUAGACACUCAGAUGGAAAACUUAGUUUCUUGGGGUUUGUCAGACUUCUGCACGGAAUUUCUUCCCGUUCAUUUCAGAAAGCUUGAAAUAAAGCCAGGCAACAUGCGAAUGCCUAAUCAUAUCCUUCCUCCUCGUCCUGGAACCAUGAUCUCUCGAUGGGCUGACAAAGUGCCUGCUCAACUCGAGAGCCAUCCCGAACAAGCAAACAGUGUUGCUGCCAAGUCGAACAUAUUGGCAGAAGCUGCACCAGCGGCAUGUUCCAUCAUGUCAGUAUGUUUUGUUCAAAUCUCUUUUCUUUUCUCUUCUCUGUUUUCUCUUUAUAUAAUUUUUUGUUUCUUAGUGUUUGGUGCCAUUGAGAUUUAGAUGAUUGUACAGAAGAGGGGUGGAUCACAAAGAUGGAUUUAGGAUUAGAGAAAAAGUCUUUAAGACUGAAUUGGGUCUCCUGGCCCUGGGUAUCUCCCUUGUGUACCCAAUGAACAACCUGGUUUCCCCUUAGAUUUCCCAAUGUGAUCUACAAAGUUUUAAUUUCUCUCUA
Diospyros lotus (date-plum) is the source of this 2756-nucleotide messenger RNA. Its product is annotated as CDPK-related kinase 1-like. Lineage: Eukaryota; Viridiplantae; Streptophyta; Magnoliopsida; Ericales; Ebenaceae. The transcript is spliced from 11 exons. Gene Ontology annotation, cellular component: nucleus; cytoplasm. Gene Ontology annotation, molecular function: calcium/calmodulin-dependent protein kinase activity; calcium ion binding; calcium-dependent protein serine/threonine kinase activity. Gene Ontology annotation, biological process: peptidyl-serine phosphorylation; intracellular signal transduction; protein autophosphorylation. The record is from RefSeq and is a predicted model, not a curated record. The coding region runs from base 577 to 2307 and encodes 576 amino acids.